CUGAGAUUUUAGCGGUUGCCUCCAAAAACCUGGUUACAUGACCUUUAAAAAUAAGAGUGCUCUGGUUUCGAUAUGGUUGCUUUAUUUUAUCUUAUCGUUAAUACUAGUCAGUUCAUUCUUAAUACUGAAGGUAGUUUUCCGAAAACCAUGACAGUUACUUCGGAAGAUGAUGGGGGUAAUAUGCAAGCGCAAUUUACCUGGCGUUGGCAAUCAUGACGAACGUGAUGGCUCUUUUGUGUUCGCGUAAUUGAUCCCUGGUUGGUACAAAAGCGUGCAGUAGGGUCGUUGGUGAGAAGUAACUGGAAACACUUCCCGUCAGUCGAUAAAAUUACACAUACACACCUUGUCGUACCGGUAAUACUGUUAUACCGUGGACCUUUUUUUAAUGAUACUGGUGAAUGACUAACAAAUGCAUGAAUCCACGUCAUUAUGCAAGCGCAAAUGGAAUACAGCUUCAGUUAAUCGAAUUAACGCUUUUAUUGCAGCUGAUUGAACUCCAAAUAUCCAUUUUCGCGCGGUACGCAGUAAGUGAUGAGAAGGUCUCUUCAGGAUUAUAGGCCCAGUGUAUUCGUCUAGAGACAGCCUUGCUGUAACAGAAUGCGGCACAUCACGUCGUGCGCGGCGAAGGUUAAUAUUGCAAUUAAACUGUGCACUGCUUCUUUAUUUUUUGCUCAUUUUGGAUCACGAAAUUGCGCUACGUAUGCCUGGGACGUUCGGAAGUGUGAGGUGUCAAAUGUUAUAUCAACACGGCCGCAGAAUAAUAUAACAGUCUGUACAAUUAUCGAAGCUGGAAACCGGAAUUCUAUCAUCGACUAUGACAGAAUCGCUGCCGCACUGGAUAUUGCUGUGAAGCACGCUAAUAAGCUAAUUUUGCCAAACGGUUUUCAUAUGGUGCGCUUGCAUAAAAGCAGCAGCGGGACAUGCGCUCCAAAAAAUACGGCUUUGAAUCAGUUUCUAGAAUGGAUUAUGGAAGGUGUCGUGUGCGAUGUAUAUAUUGGACCGGGAUGCACGGAAGCCGUUCUCGAUAUUUACAAAGCAGCGGAAUUUCAGAAGAAAAUCCACAUUGCCGUACCCGGCCCUGGAUUAAGUGCCCGGACUGGACUGCCACGAUCUGACUUCCGAUAUCUGAUCCGCACGACAUAUACCGCUACUUCAACCGGCAAUGCUAUUGUUAGAUUUCUGGAUUUGUUUAAUUACACCCAUACCUACCUUAUCGUUAAUAAGGAUGAUCCGUUUUAUCUGGAGUUAAGCGAUAAUUUUAUUUUUUAUUUACGAGCCACCCGGAUUGAUUUGUAUAAUCAGUUUAGCAGUUCUUAUAUUUCCCGGAUUUCCACCGGAAACGCUUCCAUAGCCACACAACUGGAUAAUGUCUUGCGUGACGCCAAUACAUCUGCACGGGUAAUAGUUAUCCUUGCCAAUGCUACUAUUGUGAGACGAGCUUUGAUAGCGGCAAACAACCUCGGAAUGACUGACGGGCAAUUUCUUUAUAUCGGAGUCGAACUGUUCUCCAGUAGUAGUUGGGGGCGGUUUACCUGGGAACGAGGAGACAAAUUUGAUUCGAUUGCAAGAUUUUCGUUCAAAUCUCUUAUCUUACUGUCUAUUGCGAAAACCUAUCAAGGUGACAGUUUCAAAGAAUUCUCAGAAGCCGUGCAAGAUUUGGCACUGGAGAAAUAUGGAUAUCAAUACGGUGUUUUUGAUCAAGUUGACCCCAUCGUAAUGGGAUAUUACGAUGCCAUUGUGCUCUUUAGCACCGCCAUCAGACGCCUUUAUGAUGCCAAUUUAACGGUUCUGGAUAGCGAAAAUUUGUUGGGACAAUUAAAAAACACCACUAUUGUCACACCUUUGCAUUCAGUCUUUAAUAUUUCCGCCAGGGGAGACAGAAAAGUCAUGUUUGACAUGCGAAUAUUCAAUGAAGCACAAAAUUCUCAUAACCCGUUUCUUCGAAUCGAUCCCGAUACCGGACAAGAAGAAGCUUUAAUUUCUCCUGUGUGGCCGGGAACAUCGGGUGGUUUCUUUCCACCUGAUGUGCCGCGUUGUGGUUACCUGGGCCUCGAUUGUGUGAAAGAACCUCCAAACAUCGUCCUUAUAACGGUCGUAAGCAUAGUUGUGCUGUUAGCGGUGGGAGGAGGAAUGGCUGGAGUGGCAUAUGUGUUUGUAACAAAAAACAAAGGAUCUUUAAAGCCCAACUGGUGGCGAUAUCGCUUAAACGAAAUAGAUUUAGUUGAUCGAGUUCCUUCUCUGAAUAACGGACAAAGUCGGCUAGCGUCAAGCAUAGCGGGCUCCAAGCUUACGAAGUCCUCGUACUUCAACUCAGUUUCCCCAUGGAGGGCCGCUAUAUUACAAGGCACAACCAUUGGUAUAAAAGCAGUUCCAGACAAGACAUUUCGGCCUACUCCAGAUAUAAUUGCACAAAUGAAUCAGGUACAGCCGAUCCGGAAUUCAAACUUACAACGAUUUAUCGGCUUAUGCUUGGACGAAAUUAACUGGGUGGUGUACAUUAUGGCGGAAUUCUGCCAGAAGGGCUGCUUGGAUGACCUCUUGGAUCAAAAAUCCCUGGUGAUGGAUUGGUCGUUUAAGUAUUCUCUCGUUAGCGAUAUUGCCGAAGGAAUGUCUUGUCUUCACGGUUCCCCGAUUCAGUCGCACGGCUACCUGACAUCUCUGAAUUGCUUGAUUGAUGGACGCCUGUCUGUUAAGAUUUGCGAUUAUGGUGUAACCAGACUGCAAGACCCAAAAGAUGCAGCUCCUCUAGGAAACGAGCAAAAAGAGCGGGAUUACACUGUUCUGCUUUGGCGUGCGCCGGAAUUGCUCAAAUUACCGAUGCCCGUACGCGGCACUCAAAAAGGAGACGUGUACAGCUUUUCGAUUAUCCUCCAACAGAUAAUUUUACGCACUGGUCCUUAUGAAUCGCCAGGCAAUGCAGCGCAGCUGACUGACACAACUUUUGAAUUGUUAUGUGACAUUGCCAGCGGAACGUCUCCACCUAUUCGCCCACCUGUGCCGCGUGCCGCCUGUUCAGCUGAUUUAUUUGUCCUGAUGGAAAACUGUUGGUCGGAAUUUCCCGUCAAUCGACCGACAUUCCAAAAAAUUAAGGACACGGUGCGACGCUUAAGCGGUUAUGCUGGUGGGAAUCUGGUUGAUCAUUUGCUCAAGCGCAUGGAGAAGUACGCAUCGGAUUUGGAGGAGCAAGUUGCGUAUAAAACGCAGCAGUUUAUGGAGGAAAAGUUGCGCAGCGAAGAAUUGCUCAGUCAAAUGUUACCAAAAGCUGUGGCGUUGAGCUUAGUAAAAGGAGAAUCGGUACAUCCGGAAUUCUUUGAAAUGGUCACCGUGUACUUCAGCGAUAUCGUUGGUUUUACCAACAUCGCUGCUUCCGGUACCCCCAUGGAUGUUAUAUCCCUUCUCAAUGACCUCUACACACAUUUUGACGAAAUUGUAGAGACGCAUGACGCGUAUAAAGUGGAAACAAUUGGCGACGCUUACAUGGUAGCAAGCGGAUUACCCAUAAGAAACGGGACAAUCCAUGCCAAGGAGGUCGCCACAAUAGCUCUGGAGAUCCUGUCAAAAAUACCUGAAAUAAAAAUUCCGCAAAAGCCGGCAGAGCAUUUAAAGAUUCGUAGCGGAAUGCAUUCUGGUUCAUGCGUAGCUGGGAUUAUUGGGUUAAAAGCUCCGCGAUACUGCCUGUUUGGUGAUUCAAUAAAUACCGCAUCCCGAAUGGAAUCGACUGGCGAACCCAUGAGAAUUCAAACAAGUCAGGCAACCAAAGAUGUACUGACCAAUUUUUCGGGCUUUAUGCUGGAGAUGCGAGGUCAGAUUGAAGUCAAGGGAAAAGGCCUCAUGACGACCUACUGGCUGCUAUCACGCAAUGAUCUCGUUGAUAAAUGACGGUUAUUAUGUGCACUUUUUAUUUAUUAUGUGACGCAACUGAUGUUCCAGAUUUUUAUGUGUUAAAUGUUAUACUUUGAUUUUUCUGUUCUGGGCUAUCCGCACUAAAAUUUUAGCAAAACGUUUUACGGUCUAAUCCAAUUACUUUGAACUGGAUCUACACCAUUAUAAUUUAUACUGUUAUGACCGAAUGAUGACAUCAUGUCCCAUGGCCUAGUACAAUGCAGAUUAUGUGCAUAAUACGAGUAAUAUUAUAUUGUUCAAAGUAAAUGGUCUAAAUGUUUACGUUAGCAAUUUUUAACGUACUGAUUACAGAAUUCGGUAU
This is a messenger RNA of Paramacrobiotus metropolitanus, 4204 nucleotides long. RefSeq names its product atrial natriuretic peptide receptor 1-like. Gene Ontology annotation, molecular function: guanylate cyclase activity; ATP binding; protein kinase activity. The record is from RefSeq and is a predicted model, not a curated record. Bases 598 to 3879 code for a protein of 1093 amino acids. NCBI's taxonomy places the organism in Eukaryota, Metazoa, Tardigrada, Eutardigrada, Parachela, Macrobiotidae. Gene Ontology annotation, biological process: cGMP biosynthetic process; receptor guanylyl cyclase signaling pathway; protein phosphorylation. The transcript has 24 exons.